This is a messenger RNA of Anastrepha ludens (Mexican fruit fly), 1549 nucleotides long. RefSeq lists its product as uncharacterized. The record is from RefSeq and is a predicted model, not a curated record. NCBI's taxonomy places the organism in Eukaryota, Metazoa, Arthropoda, Insecta, Diptera, Tephritidae. The coding region runs from base 193 to 879 and encodes 228 amino acids. The transcript has 2 exons.
UUAAAAUCCUAAAUUUAUUCUAAAAUCUAAAGUUUUCUUUCACAUUUAUAAAAAACAAAAAAAAAACAAAAAACAAUAUAAAAAAACGAAAUUAUUGCUUUGAAACCACGAAAUUCAAAAUUUUAACGCAUCUCCAGCUACUGACUAAGUAGCCGGCAUUCAUAUUUGAAAUUACUUGAAUAAGUAUUAAAAAUGAUGCUCUUCCGCACGAUUGGCAAUAAUCUCUUACAAACCAUUAGAACUGCAACAGUUUCAGAUUCUCUGACAUGUUCUCUGGUACGUUCAUUGACCACGAAGUCCCAACAUCCGGGAUAUCGCUCUAAGUGCGCUUCCGACGAGCCCAGGUGUAGCGAAAAGAGUCUUCAAGGAAAGAAGGACAAAGGCGAAUGUGAAACGAAUAAGCGUCCAUCUAUGUGGCUAAACCCAGAAUGUUGUCUCGAUCCCUGUCCUGACAUAAUGCCGCGUUUCGAUGAUCUCUACUACAAACCGUCCGAUAAAGCAAAGCGUAAGUAUACGCAGACCUGGAACGAAUGUCCGGAUAUCAAAAUAGCGCCAAAAAAGAUUUGUUGUUUUCAAAAAGUUAAAUUGCCACCGAUGGAGAAACGUAAGAAGCUUGACUGUCCGAAAACAGCCUGUGCACACAUAACCAAGGAGGAUCCAAGAACCUGUGCAAAAGGGAAUAAGCGUUGUAUAAAAAUUCGUUUGCCUUGCUGUCUACGAGCACGUGACCCACCCAAAUGUAGUGUGACUAGAUCACCAGCCAACUGCCGCAAGAUUUGUACGCCGUACCCAUCGUUUUCUGAAUGCAAAAAACCCAAGGCGAGACUAAUACGUCCGAUCGAGUGUACUUGUCUAUAUGUGGGUCCAAUUUGUCCAUGAAAUUAGCGCAACAAUCAAAGAUAUGAAACAUAUUUUUGCAUGAUGAAUGCUUGGUGUUUAGCGACUGUUAGGAUUGCUAAUAUUACGUAUGUGGGUGUGCACCGAAAGUUCUUAUCUGGAGGACUGCCCAACUCCAUUGAAAGUUUCAUCUUUCAGUUACUUGCUUGAAGCUGAUCAUGACAUUGAAAGCUGAAAUUAUUCAAGCAGAUUAUUGAGUUGACGAAAAAGGCAAAUGAAAAACUGCAUUAAAAUUACAAAACAAAAAAACAAGUUCAACCAUUCUCUCCGGUUUCUAAAUCAUUUCCAAACACAAAAAGCUAUAGUACAGUAAUAGAUUUCCAGACAUCAGCAUGCUCGGGUACCGAAACUCGAUACAGGUCUAGCGCUCUAAAAUCUACGGGUAUACAUCUAUAAAUCAGGUUGCUAAAAUUUUCACUACAUGAGAGGCUAGCAAGAUCAGAGCCUGCAUUGUGCUACAAAAAUCAACAAUCAACUUUUUUUGUUAUACAGGAAAAAUUUCAUAAACACGAGAAACUGUAGAAUUUAUGUAGUAAUAUGAAACUCUGUUUUUCAUUUUCAAAUCAACAAAAACUUUUAAAUGGCUUAAAAAUUUCAAAAACCAAAUCCUUAGAUUCCUAUGAAACUAUGUAUGUAUUUUUGUUAAAAAUUU